AUGGACGACGCUUAUUUUUGGAGCAAGCAUGGUAGACCGUCCGCCGAGAAGGAUAGGAUUAGAAACUCAAUCGCUGAACUCUGCCUCUCCCAUCUCAAAAAAGAAGGAACCGUUCUAAAAUCGAUUCAUGUCAAAUCUGAAAAUGAUCUGAAAUUCAAAGCAGAAGAGCAUACCGAUAUGGCUCCAUAUAUCAACUAUUCUCUGAACAAGAAACGACGAUGGGAAGCAGAAGAUGCAAUUGGAGUUGAUCUUCUGGAUAGAGCUCAGAAAUUGAACGAAGGUUGGAAAGUUAUUCUUUUGGAGAGAGUAAAUUUGAGAAGUUGGAACUUCACAAACUGGGCUUACGCAUCAGCUCCUGAACGAUAUUUGGACCUUUUUAUGAUUAAAAAUGUUCAUGAAUUGACGAAGGAUGAUGCUUAUAGCCACAAGGGGAUUGAUUCAGUAUAUGGACAAAGGUUUUCUCAUUUCUUAGAAGAGAACAGAAAACCAAAGAAGGAGAAUGAAGCAGAGUCAUCUGAACCAUCGGAGCCUCUUGCAGCAUACAAUUUCCUUCGAGCUCCCAGAAACUACGUUGCACUUCUUCAAAAGGAAUACAAAAGCAGCAAUUAUGGAUGGGAAUGGCCUCAUGUCGGUUACUGGCGUCGUAUUGAUCAAUUGAAAGACAAACUCCUUGACUUGCGAUAUGGAGAAAUUGAGGAUCUCGAUGGCAACGAUGUCGAUGAUGUAUCCGAGGAAGAUCAGUCAGAUGGAGGUUCGGAUCACAAGAAGAAAUCUGAAUUCUACAAUCUAGAGGAUCAUAUCGUUGAUAAGUUCGUGGUUGUCAAGCGUCGAAGACGGAAGAAUACGUGUUAA
This is a messenger RNA of Caenorhabditis briggsae, 852 nucleotides long. The record is from RefSeq and is a predicted model, not a curated record. The transcript has 3 exons. Bases 1 to 852 code for a protein of 283 amino acids. NCBI's taxonomy places the organism in Eukaryota, Metazoa, Nematoda, Chromadorea, Rhabditida, Rhabditidae.